CAUAAUCAGACCCCAAACUGUCGGUCCGUCCGGUAAUUCGCCUGAAUGAAAACAGAGGAGCGACGCCACUCUCGGUGAAGCAGCUUUCUGGCGACUAAACUCGACUGCAACCGAACGCUGUGCUGUCUUCUCGGGUGUCAACGGUGCACAUCUUCAAUCGGAGCUCCGUGUGCUGGGCGUGACACAGCAGCAUGGACCCACGAAAAGUGUCCGAGCUCAAGGGCUUCGUGCAGUUGUGCGAGUCCAACCCCGGGAUCCUGCACCUUCCAGAGAUGAGCUUCUUCCGCACCUGGCUGCUCAGCAUGGGGGCGACAAUACCACCCCCACCUGAGACAAAGGGUUCAUGCCAGGGCGGUUGUCCGUGUGGUCCCCCUCCCACAGCCGCUUCCCCACCGGAGCCGGAGCCUCCUGUGCUGUCUGAGAGUGAGGAGAGUGAAAUAGAAAUCGACAAAGAGGGAGUGAUCGAGCCAGACACCGUUGAGCCGCAAGACAUGGGCGAGUUUGACAACACUGAGGUCACAGAGGAAAUGAUGGAUCAAGCCAAUGAGAAGAAGAUAGAAGCCAUUAAUGCUCUUGGAGAAGGUGACCUGCAGAAAGCUCUGGAUCUUUUCACUGAAGCUAUCAGGUUCAACCCCCGUUUAGCCGUCUUGUACGCCAAAAGGGCAAGUGUCUACAUCCAGAUGCAGAAGCCCAACGCAGCAAUAAGAGACUGUGACAGAGCCAUCAGCAUCAACCCAGACUCUGCACAGCCGUACAAGUGGAGGGGAAAAGCUCACAGGUUGCUGGGUCACUGGGAGGAGGCAGCCAAGGACCUGGCUAUAGCCUGUAAACUGGACUAUGACGAGGACGCCAGUGCGAUGCUGAAGGAGGUCCAGCCAAAGGCAAACAAAAUCGUGGAGCAUAGACGCAAAUAUGAGCGCAAGAGAGAAGAGAAGGAAGUUCGAGAAAAGCAGGAGCGGAUAAAGAAAGCCAGAGAGGAGCAUGCACGGGCCCAGAGGGAAGAGGAGGCACGACAGUAUGGUGGAGGAUACUUCCCAGGCCCUGCUGGAUUCCCAGGCGGAGCUCCUCCUGGCAUGCCUGGUCUUGGUGAGCUGCUGAAGGAUCCCGAGCUCCUAAAUGCCAUGAAGGAUCCUGAGGUGAUGGCUGCCUUCCAGGAUGUGGCUCAGAACCCGGCCAACAUCGCCAAGUAUCAGAGCAACCCCAAAAUCAUGGGCCUCAUGAACAAGCUGAGUGCCAAAUUCGGAGCUUCAGCGCAGCCAUAGACGGAAAAAGACCAAAGCGGAGUGGAGGGGGUAGAGUGAAUACGUGGUGAACAGUGUGGAGAGCGACGCUUUUCAACAAUUACUCACUGUGUGGUUCAAACAGAGGAGCAGGUGACGGGUUAGCUGGUGUGACGUAGAGGAAGUUUUUUUUAAAUGUUCUUAAUCAGCCUGUUAGCACUUAGCAAACAUCUCAAUAAAGCAACUCGAUGGUUAGGAGUCGGAUCCGAUCCUUAGACAACCCCUUCAGCUGGGACUUUCCUUAACCAAAGGUUGACGUUUCUUAACCUGUCUAUCUGGUACAGCUAAACUGGGAGCAUUGAGACGCAAGCAUUUCUACAGCCAUUUAAUACGUCAUAACGGUUUAGCUACGUUUGUUGUUUUUUUUUCUUUUUGUGAACAGAGCCGAAAUCUCACACACAACUUCGGCACUUUUUGUUAUCAGAUCUGUUAUUAUAAAUAUUAAAAACAAUGUACUGAUCUUGAUGUUUGACCUUGUUGGAAAAAUUGAUCACAAUAAUAAAACCUCUGUUGCUGCAAAA
This is a messenger RNA of Amphiprion ocellaris (clown anemonefish), 1801 nucleotides long. RefSeq names its product ST13 Hsp70 interacting protein (gene st13). The record is from RefSeq and is a predicted model, not a curated record. Gene Ontology annotation, molecular function: Hsp70 protein binding; protein dimerization activity. Bases 192 to 1262 code for a protein of 356 amino acids. NCBI's taxonomy places the organism in Eukaryota, Metazoa, Chordata, Actinopteri, Pomacentridae. The transcript is spliced from 13 exons.